This is a messenger RNA of Scleropages formosus (Asian bonytongue), 1276 nucleotides long. RefSeq names its product dynein light chain Tctex-type family member 5 (gene dynlt5). The transcript is spliced from 5 exons. The coding region runs from base 48 to 584 and encodes 178 amino acids. Gene Ontology annotation, biological process: microtubule-based movement. Gene Ontology annotation, molecular function: dynein intermediate chain binding. Lineage: Eukaryota; Metazoa; Chordata; Actinopteri; Osteoglossiformes; Osteoglossidae. The record is from RefSeq and is a predicted model, not a curated record. Gene Ontology annotation, cellular component: cytoplasmic dynein complex; cytoplasm.
GCUGCGAGCGAUGCUCACUUCCGCUUUGUCUUCGCACCGGUGGAGAGAUGUCUGAUGUAGCGAAGGAGAGAGCGGCUCGUCUGUUCAAGAAGAUAGGCAGCCUGUCCUCGCUCAGCAGCCACGACGUCAGAGCCAAGGAAACGGUGGGCAAGACCAAAGAUUCCAUAAGCACGGUGUCCUACAUUGACGAGCCAGGACAGCACGACGAAAACCCACGACCUGCUGUGCAGAUGGAGAACACCUACCAGCUCGGUCCAGUGAAACGGUUCCCGGUGCUGACUGUGAACAACAUCCUGAAGGAUGUUCUUACGAGUUACCUGCAGGAAGAGAAGUACGAAGCGGAGCUCUGCCGGCAGAUGACAAAAACAAUAUCUGAGGUUAUAAAGGCAAGGGUGAAGGAGCUCAUGAUCCCCCGAUACAAGCUUAUAGUGCUAAUCGGCAUCGGGCAGCUGAGUGAGCAGAACAACUUGCGCAUUGCCAGCAGAUGUCUGUGGGACCCCUCCAGCGACACCUUCGCGUCGUACGCAUUCAAGAACAGCUCCCUUUUUGCCGUCGCCAACGUCUACGCUGUGUAUUUUGAGUGACUCCAUCCCAGUAGCGUAUCUGGGGCAGCGGGUAGCAAAGCGGUUAAGAGCACUGCCACUACUGUAAGGUUGCUUGUUCAAGUACAGCGUCAGGUUGUGCCGUACUACUCCUCGUAUCCUGAAUUACCGCAGUAAGAGAUCCAUCUGCAUGAAUGGAUAAAAUUGCAGUUCACUUUGGAUAAAAGAAUAAGUAAUGAACGAUAAUACACAAUCAUGUAGUUAAUGUUUUGUAUGUCAUAUACAUAUGUGGGCAAUGUUUAGGUAAUGAAAAAUGCAGUCAUAGACACUGUUGGUGCAGGACAAACACCAGAACUGGAACCUCUGAAGGAGAUGGAAAUGAAUUUAGAUGCUGCGACUAUAACUACUGUCAAUAUCACAUUUUAUUAAUUUUGGAAGUUUCAGGAGAUUAAACAUAAUUGUGUUCUUAGGUAACGGGCAGGGCAGUGAAAAUGUUGCCGUGAAUUUUAUUAUGUAUGCCGAAAUAUGAAUAAAAUAUUUGGGUUCAUCUAUUUGUGACUGGUCAAAAUGAUCAGUAAGAAAGUUUGCAUUGUUAAACCAACUUGCCUUGAUAGGAUAACACUUGAAUGUACUAUUUUAAGAGACACAUGACAAGUCACUAAAACUGUGACUAGAAUGUAAGUUACUGAUUUUCAGUAUGUUGAUGGUAAAAAAAAUAAAUAAAUAAAAGGUAG